Messenger RNA from Protopterus annectens (West African lungfish), 4069 nucleotides. It is a transcript of the gene ADAMTS3, whose product is annotated as ADAM metallopeptidase with thrombospondin type 1 motif 3. The record is from RefSeq and is a predicted model, not a curated record. Gene Ontology annotation, molecular function: metalloendopeptidase activity. The transcript is spliced from 19 exons. Gene Ontology annotation, biological process: proteolysis; extracellular matrix organization. Lineage: Eukaryota; Metazoa; Chordata; Ceratodontiformes; Protopteridae. Gene Ontology annotation, cellular component: extracellular matrix. Bases 2 to 2920 code for a protein of 972 amino acids.
AAUGAUUCGAACAGAUAAGGAAGAGUAUUUCAUUGAGCCAGUAGAACGAGGCAUGCAAGAAGAAGAAAGAAAUGGGAGGGUCCAUGUGAUUUAUCGGCGCUCAGCUGUAAAGCACACAUUUCCAGAGGCGUUCACUAGUUUUCACUCAUCAGAUUCUAAUUUACUUGGUACCAUGUAUGACAACAUUGAUCAACAGAUGAAUGAAACCAUGAGAAGACGAAGACAUGCAGGAGAAGACAAUUAUAAUAUUGAAGUGCUUCUUGGUGUCGAUGACUCAGUUGUCCGGUUCCAUGGGAAAGAGCAUGUACAGAACUAUCUGCUCACUCUUAUGAACAUAGUUAAUGAAAUUUAUCAUGAUGAGUCUUUGGGUGUUCAUAUAAAUGUCAUCCUAGUACGAAUGGUUAUGCUAGGCUAUGCAAAGUCCAUUAGUUUAAUUGAAAGAGGAAAUCCAUCAAGAAGUUUGGAGAACGUAUGCCAUUGGGCCUUUCAACAGCAGACGUCAGAUCCAGGUCAUUCUGAGCACCAUGAUCAUACCAUUUUUUUAACGAGGCAAGAUUUUGGACCAGCUGGGAUGCAAGGGUAUGCUCCUGUUACUGGUAUGUGUCAUCCUGUUCGCAGUUGUACUUUAAACCAUGAGGAUGGGUUUUCUUCCGCUUUUGUUGUGGCUCAUGAGUCAGGACAUGUGUUGGGUAUGGAGCAUGACGGUCAAGGUAACCAGUGUGGCGAUGAAACAUCAAUGGGAAGUGUAAUGGCUCCUUUGGUUCAGGCUGCAUUUCACCGUUACCACUGGUCCCGUUGCAGUGGUGAAGAGCUCAGGAGAUACAUCCGUACAUAUGAUUGCCUCUUAGAUGAUCCCUUUGAUCAUGGAUGGCCAAAACCUCCAGAGUUCCCUGGAAUUAACUACUCCAUGGAUGAACAAUGUCGUUUUGAUUUUGGUGUUGGCUACCGAAUGUGUACAGCAUUUCAAACAUUUGACCCAUGUAAGCAGUUGUGGUGCAGUCAUGCAGAUAAUCCCUCCUUUUGUAAAACUAAGAAAGGACCUCCUCUUGAUGGAACAGAAUGUGCACAUGCUAAGUGGUGUUAUAAGGGUCACUGCAUUUGGAAAAAUAUUAAUCAACUGGAGCAAGAUCGUAGUUGGGGGUCAUGGACCAAGUUCGGUUCUUGUUCAAGAACCUGUGGUACUGGAGUUCGAUUUAGAACACGUCAGUGCAGCAACCCACCACCAAUGAACGGUGGCAAGGACUGUGGUGGUAUGAAUUAUGAGUAUCAGUUGUGUAACACUGAAGACUGCCCCAAAUAUUUUGAUGAUUUCAGAGCACAGCAGUGUCAGCAACAUAAUUCCUAUUUUGAAUACCAGAGCACCAAACACCACUGGCUGCCUUAUGAACAUCCUGACACCAGUAAAAGAUGCCAUCUCUACUGCAUGUCAAAGGAAAUGGGAACUGUUGUCCACAUGAAGCAACUGGUUCAUGAUGGAACACGAUGCUCUUACAAGGACCUCUAUGGCAUAUGUGUACGUGGUGAAUGUGUGAAAGUGGGCUGUGACAAAGAGAUUGGCUCAAAUAAGUUGGAUGAUAACUGCGGUGUCUGUGGUGGCGAUAACUCUCAUUGCAGAAUUGUGGAAGGAACCUUUACUAGGAUACCAAAGAAGCUUGGUUAUCUUAAAAUGUUUGCCAUUCCACAUGGUGCUAGACAUGUGCUCAUCCAAGAAGAAGAGGCCUCUCCUCAUAUUCUUGCAAUCAAGAGUCAAGCUACAGGACAUUAUAUAUUGAAUGGAAAAGGAGAAGAAAUCAAGUCUAGGACCUUCAUUGACCUUGGUCUGGUGUGGGAUUACAGCAUUGAGGAUGACAUCGAAAGUGUGCAUACUGACGGCCCAUUGCAUGAUGCUGCUGCUGUUCUGAUAAUACCACAGGACAAUGUUACUAGAUCUGCUGUGACCUACAGUUACAUUAUCCAUGAAGACUCCGUACCUACAGUUAUUAGUAAUAAUGUGUUACAGGACUAUUCUGACCCAUAUGAGUGGGCUUUGAAGAGAUGGUCCCUGUGCUCCAAGCCUUGUGAUGGAGGUUUUCAGUACAUGAUGUAUGGAUGCCGCAGGAAGAGUGAUGGCAAAAUGGUUUACCACCGCUUCUGUGAAAUCAAUAAAAAACCAAAGCCCGUCCGCAGACUAUGUAACCUUCAGGAGUGUAUUCAACCUCAGUGGUCAACAGAAGAAUGGGAACACUGCAGCAAAACCUGUGGAGGCUCUGGUUAUCAGAUUCGAAGUGUCCGUUGUGUACAGCCUCUCCAUGAUGGCACAAAUCGCUCUGUUCAUAGCAAAUAUUGCAGUACAGCUCGCCCAGACACCAGAAAGCCAUGUAACAGAGUUCCAUGCCCCAAACAAUGGAAGACUGGACCCUGGUCUGAGUGCUCUGUAACCUGCAGUGAAGGAACUGAGUCAAGACAAGUUAUGUGCCAUACUAGUGACAAGUGUGAUGGAGAGAAGCCAGAGUCCAUCAGGAUUUGCAAACUGACUCCUUGUAAUGAUGAGACAUGCCUAGGAGACAAGUCCAUUUUUUGUCAAACGGAGGUACUUGCUCGAUACUGUUCUAUUCCAGGUUAUAGCAAACUUUGCUGUGAAUCCUGCAGGAAGCACAUUGGUUCUACACCCCCUCCAUUUCUAACUGAAGCUGCUCAAGUGAAAGAGGAACAUUUUUUAAUGUUACCAUCUGUAACACCUCAUCAAUCAGAUUCAUCAUUCAAAAAAAGAAGUUUGUUAUACCUGAAACAGUCUUCAAAAGCCACUGUUGAUUAUGUUAGUAUAUUUCUGCUAAAUGAAAAGUCAGAUGAAGCGCAUUUACUGGUGGGAAAAACUCUGCCGUCUGACAGUAAAACUGACAGGCCUCCAAAAGUGGACAAUGAGGCAGCAAAGCAGCAGUAAUUCCUCUGCUUUGGCAAUCACUGAUAAACAUUUAAGAAAUAAAGGCUGCUCAGUAGCCGAUGCAUGGUGCCAUAUUGAUGGCUGAUGGACUGUUCAGGAAAAGACUACCUUGAAUAUCACUAUGAAAACCAUUUCCUGUUAUAAAGAUGCUAACUGUGGACAUCAUGGUGUAUGUUGCUGUUUUUUUAAAAAGAACAGUCUUUACAAAUCAUCACAUUAUUUAAGAUAACAGUAUAGGAUCACAUCUUCUAAAUAGCCAAGUCAAGUUUUCCAACUUAGUAUUCUGCUUUAUAAUAGGGUAAGCACCAGAGAUAUUCACAGAAAUAAAGGAGCUACUAACCACUUUGGCAAUGCUCUCUAAAAAGGUUAGGUAUUCAAAAAUUUGCACAUCAACUGACAUUAAAUGAAUAGUACUAAAAUAUAAGACUACAUAAAGGUUUACAGUUUGCACAUUUUCUGUAUAUCACAGAAAAGGGGUUUAAUGUGUUUGCUUGUUUCUUUAAAAUGUUUUUAAUCAGUUAGCAGCUGCUGGAAAAUAGUGUACAUUAAAUAUGGACUAUCAUUUACUUAUAAUAUUUUCCAAAUAGAAAAAAUGUGUCUGUAUUCCAGAUUGAUUUUCAAAGCAUAUUUUUAAAUGAGAACUUCAGUUUUAUACUUAUGUGGACAUACGGACAUUGAUUUACUUCAUCGGAUCAUCAUUUGAGUUUAUAUUGUAGGUGCUGUAUUGAAAAAUGCAGUUAUACCAUUGUUGUCUAUUACCUCUUGCAUAUGAAUAGUUUUUAAAGUUGUAAUAAAUGAAUAGAAACUUCAGUACAGCAGACGUGCCUUGAACAAAGUAUGCUUUACUAUUCAUACCUCUUUAUAGUUAUACGAUUUAAGAAUGAUACUACAACUGUUGCCUUCAGAUCCUUGUUUGCAAUUUUAAAGCUAUUUAUGAGUAGGUGAAUUACUAAAUAAUUGAAUUAGGUCAAUAUAAGAAAUCCUUGUCAUUCUAUCUGUAUGGAAAUUAAUGCACAUUGACAUUAAUAUUUUGAAGAAAAAGCCAUAAAAUAGCUGUAAAUCGUAUUUUUCAUUUUAUUAUGAACUCCAAUCCUUAUAGAAUUUGGAGUUAUUUGAAAUGCACUGAUAGAUGUUUAUGCAUUCUAAAAA